AUGGACUUGCAAGAUAUCACAGGGGACACAUCCGAUACGGGAGUGUCAGACGAUGAGCUCGAAUUCGACCCGGCGGAAGAAGUUCAACUGAUCUAUUCUGAUCUUCUUCACACGAUUACCCGACUUUAUGAAAUGUCUAUAAUCAUUCGAAAACCAUCUGCGCAUGACCGCUUCCGGCAAAUUCAAAAGUCCGAUUACUCCGAGUUUGAAUUUUAUGAUCGACAGCAUGUCUAUGCCAAAUAUCCCCAUGCAGACUUUGGUAUCUUGGAUCGACUUGGAGUUGCCAUUUCCAAACGCCGAGCCCUCUUGAAGUACCGCGAAAGGCAUCGCCAAAAGCUUGGAUAUGGGGCUGAUGGAGAAGACGGCAAAUCCACAGCCCCCUCGGAGACCGUGGCAACUGAGUUUGUAGAUCCAGCUCUGCACUCUUGGGAUACGCAAUCAGAAUCAGAUCAAUCCAUGACAUCAUAUGGGAACUUGAAAACGGAUGGCGAUCAAGAGAUUGCUCAUCUAAAUCCACCAGAAGAUGCCAUGACCGCCGAGAUACCGCUUGUCCUUUAUGUCAGAAGACGGCCACCCGAGGUUCAGACUUAG
Molecule: messenger RNA, 591 nt
Organism: Penicillium subrubescens
Lineage: Eukaryota; Fungi; Ascomycota; Eurotiomycetes; Eurotiales; Aspergillaceae
Exons: 2
Coding region: 1-591 (196 amino acids)
Source: RefSeq, a predicted model, not a curated record